This is a messenger RNA of Diaporthe amygdali, 750 nucleotides long. RefSeq lists its product as uncharacterized. Bases 1 to 750 code for a protein of 249 amino acids. The transcript is spliced from 5 exons. Gene Ontology annotation, biological process: endoplasmic reticulum to Golgi vesicle-mediated transport. The record is from RefSeq and is a predicted model, not a curated record. NCBI's taxonomy places the organism in Eukaryota, Fungi, Ascomycota, Sordariomycetes, Diaporthales, Diaporthaceae. Gene Ontology annotation, cellular component: endoplasmic reticulum membrane; Golgi membrane; COPII-coated ER to Golgi transport vesicle. Gene Ontology annotation, molecular function: COPII receptor activity.
AUGUGGAUCCUACCUCUAGUCGGCAUACUCGGCUCCAUCGUGGGCUUCUGCUUCCUGACGCUGGCCAUCGGCAAGUCCCCCUCCUCCCGGAGCUUGGGCGCUGGCUGUGGUCUCCGACUCUUGACUCAACUGAUAUACGGCAUCAUCGGCCUUCAAUUAUUGCUAUGCGUCGUGGACAGAUUCCCCUUCUGGCUGACCCUGUUCGGAAUCGUCUCCCAUGUCGUCUACUUGGGUAACAUGCGGAGGUUCCCCUUCGUCACACUGACGGAUCCUCUAUUCAUUUCCUCAUGCGUUCUCGUCCUGAUCAACCACUUUGUCUGGUACAAGCAUUUCUCCGCCCGACAGAAGAACGCCUACCAGAACAUGUCCUCAUACUACGAAACCCCUGAUGACAUGCCCACGUUUACCGAAAUUGCUUCGUACUUUGGGAUCUGUGUGUGGCUGGUUCCCUUUGCGCUCUUCGUUAGCCUCAGUGCCAGCGACAACGUCCUACCUUUCGAGAACCCGGCUGCGGCUGCGGCUGCGAGCGGCGACGGCAGUAAGAGGAAAGCGCAGGGCAUGGCUAAGGCUCUAGUAGAUGGACUAGCGAAAUGCCUGCUGCUUAUACUCCUUAGCAAAGCAAUGCUAGACUGCAUCCCCGCCAACUAUGAACCGGACCUACUCAAUGGCAUUCAGCUCAUCAGUGCGCUGUCAUACUUCGCCUCGCUUGCGAUGUUCCUGGCGGUUCUUGGCCACCGCCUGCCUCAUUAA